AUGCAAAACGAUAACGAUAUGUUAGAACGUCCUUCAGAUUCUGAUGAAAGUUGUAGUCAAAGUGACAAUACCGAUAAUGAUGAUAACGAUGAUGAUGAAAAAGAAAACGAUCUUUUUACUUCUUCAAAUAAUACUCAAUCACAGUUUUUAACUCGACAAUUAACAUUGUAUGAAAAUGAUUGGCCAAAAAAGACUUCGAUUGAUGAAAAUAAAUUUAAGAAGACAAUAUAUCGAGGUGAAGGAACAUUAUUAGAAACACAACAAGAUAAUACAUUAUUUUUAGAUUCUAAUCAACAUCGAUUGUUUUCACCCGAACGAAGCAAAUUAGUUGCUAGCAUUGAUACAAAGUACCAAUCGCGCAAUAUUCAUACAUCAUUAUCAAGUGAUUUUAAAAUGAGUACACACGAACUUCAACCUAAGUUGGAAUCAGAUACUAUGCAGACAACAUCAACAUUAUUUCAAACUAAAAUAUCUCCAAAACGUACAUUAAUAAAAAAUGAAGGUAAACGACAAACACUUUCAAAAAUUCCUAUUCGAACUAAUUCAUCAUCGCAAUCAAGAUCACGUAGUCCACCAAUAACAACAACAAAUAGAUAUAUUCCAUCACCAACAAUUUCAUCUAAAAUACCUGUCCCAACAUCAACAGUCAGCAAAGGUGCAUUUCGUUUUUUUACUUCUAAUGAUCGUUCAUCAUCAUCAUCAAUAUCACAAUUACCACCAACAAUAGAUUCUGCACAAAAUUCAAAUCAAACUAUUAAAAAAAUUUCUCCAUUUACACCAAUCAAUCAUACAAAAACAUUUUUAUCAUCAAAAAAGUUUUCUUCGUCAGCUGGUAAUACACCACCAACAAAGCAUCGACAUAUACAACUACCAAGUAGUGAUGAUGAUUCGGAAACAAGUCAUCUUGAAGAAGCUGAUCUUAAAGUAAAAUUAAAAGAACAAAAACGACAUGGAAAACAAACGGGAGAAUUAUUAAAUAAAUUACAUGAAAAUUAUGAACAAUUAUUAGAAAAAUAUGCUCAAGCAGAAAAUACAAUUGAUCAGUUACGUUUUCAACCGAAACUAUAUGGUGAUAAUACACCACCAGUAAAUGCAUCUGAAGGUACAGUACAUUUUAUCCAACAACCGAAGGUUCAUAUAGCAACAUUACGAUCAAAUGGAGUGUAUCAUUCAACAAAUGGUACACCACUUUCAUCGAUAAGACAAGUAUCUUCAACAACAUCAAACACCACUACAGCAACAACAACAGCUGUAAAAAGUUCAUCACCAGCUAAUUCAGGUACAGUAGAAUCAGUAUUUUUCGAUGAACCUGUUCCACAAAAAAUUAUUGUACAAGAAUUAACAACACCAGAAACUAUUAAACUUGAUUUACUUAUUCAGACAAAAACAUUAAUUGAAAAAAUGAAAUCAUUUCUUACAUUAAUGGAUGCUAAUCAAUUGAGUUUAGCUGAACAAAAACAAGUUUAUGAAAAUAUUAAAGAGGAUUAUGAAAAGUUAUUAAAAACAUUUGAUCAAACAAAACAUAGUAGUGAUCUUACUGAUAUUGAUUUUGAUGCAGAUUUAAAUAAAGAAUUAGAAACAAUGAAACAAUUAUUAAAAGAAAUCGUUAAACGAAUAACAGAUAAUUUACUUGGUAAAUCAAGUAAUGCUUCCGAAACUGGUCAUUUAACACGAGAAGAAAGUCAUUCGAGUCAAUUAUCUACUCAAUCUUCUCUAUGCAAUCAGGCUGAUCUUAUGGAUCAAUAUAAAAAAAUCUUAAAUGCUGUUAAUACAGAUGUUGUAGAGAAAAAAACUGACAUUAAAUCUUUACAUACAGGAUCAGGACAAAUGAAAAAAACCACUUCUAGAGAUUCAUCUCAAUCAGAUAUUUCUAAUCGUCUACCAUCAACAACGAAAAAUCACAAACCAUAUGUUUAUGUAUCCGGAAAUUCCGAUGAUGAACAACAACAAAUUAGUGACACUACACCAGUUCCAUUAAUGAAAGGCGUUGAAUCAACUUUAUUCAGUGUCGAUCAUAUUCCAUCAAGAUCAAAUAAACAUCAUCAACAAAUCAAUGAAGAACAAACACAUAUACGUGGCAUCACAACAACAACAACAACAACAACAACAAAGAAAAGAAAAUCUCCUAGUAAACAAACAAUUCAAGAAUAUGAUAAUCUUGAAAAUAUAAAUAAAACAAAACGAAAACUUAAAACUGAACAAAAAAAAAUUAAAAAUAAUUAUCAAUCUGAAAAAGAAUUAACUCCAUCAUCAUUUUCUAUGCCAACAGGUGUUGCUCGAUGUUCUGCUAGUUCAAUGCGUACACGUACAAGCGAUUAUGAUAGUGGAAUUGGUACAAAUAAUACUACUAAAUUAAGUCGUGAUAGUAAAUUAAACGCAAGUACAAUAGAUGAAAGUCAUUACCAAUCACUCGAUGAAGAAAGACGACGAUAUUCCGAUGAAGAACAAGAAUCGAUUUCAAAUAUAUCUUCAUCACGUUCGAGUGGUUCAGGCGCCGCAAGUCCCGGAAGUCCUUAUACCAAAUAUACAAAAAGAUUCGAUCGUUCAUUGUCACUGAAACAACUUAAUGAGAAUCGUCGUCGAAAACCUAGUGGUCUUUCAGAUGGUUAUCCAUCGGAUAUUGAAACACAUAUAACUGGUUCAUUUGAUACAUUUCCACAAUCAACAUCAAGUAAAAAAAAAUCUCAUUAUAAUUGGCAACCACAACGAACUACUACUCAUCGUUCACGUUUAACAUCAUUUCAUCGAAGUUUAUCAACUGAUAGUAUUGACAUAGAAAAUUAUAAAACUAGAUCACAUCGGCCACAAACUGCACCACAAUUACCAUCAAAAACACUAAAAUAUUAUAAAAUGAGUAGAAAAUAUCAAAGUGGAUUUAUCCAUCAACCUGCUAGACUAUCGAAACAAUCUGAAACAAUGUAUAAAAGUUCAUGUUAUAUUGAUCAAGCACAUACACAUCGAAAAUCACAAGAAAAACUUAAUCAAAAUCCAAGACAAUAUCACAAAUCAAUACAAACAUUGAAUAAACAACAAACUAAUAAUCUUUAUUUAGAUCCUCAAACAGGCAUUAUAUAUCGAUAUAUUCAAGAUAAAAGUAAACCUUCAACAAAAACUCAUUAUCAACCAACAUCUCAGACGAAAUCAUCUCAAGAAUUAUAUCGAUGUGUGGAAUGUGGUAGUAUUACGACAUAUUAUCAUCGUCAUCAUAUCAAUUCAACUACCAGACGAGUAACAACUGAUCUAGAUGAUCCAGGUUAUGAAAGUGGAAAUCGUAAAGUCAAUCGAUAUCGUCGAUAUAUUGAUCAUUUAACAUCUUCCGAAAGUGAUUCAGAUGAUAAUCCAACUUAUUGUGAUAUGUCUGCAUUAAAUGAAGCUUAUGAACGAGCAAAAAAAGUACAAGAACAUUCACAAAAUUUAUCUAAAUAUAUUAGUCGACAAUUGAAACUUGUUUUAGCUACUAUUUAA
Molecule: messenger RNA, 3465 nt
Organism: Rotaria sp. Silwood2
Lineage: Eukaryota; Metazoa; Rotifera; Eurotatoria; Philodinida; Philodinidae
Source: the annotation of a GenBank genome assembly